CCGGCGGGCUGCAGAAGCAGAUAUGUCGGCUGUCCUGCAGCGCGUCGAGCGGCUGUCCAGUCGGGUGGUGCGCGUCCUGGGCUGUAACCCGGGACCCAUGACCCUGCAGGGCACCAACACCUACUUGGUAGGGAUCGGCACCAGGAGAAUCCUCAUUGACACUGGAGAACCAGCAAUUCCAGAAUAUAUCAGCUGUUUAAAGCAGGCUCUGACUGAAUUUAACGCAGCAAUCCAGGAAAUCAUAGUGACUCAUUGGCACCGUGAUCAUACUGGGGGCAUAGGAGAUAUUUGUAAAAGCAUCAGUAAUGACACUGCAUAUUGUAUUAAAAAACUCCCACGGAAUCCUCCGAGAGAAGAAAUUAUAGGAGAUGGAAAGCAACAAUAUGUUUAUCUGGAAGAUGGAGAUGUGAUUAAAACUGAAGGUGCCACUCUCAGAGUUAUACACACACCUGGCCACACUGAUGAUCAUAUCGCUCUACUUUUAGAAGAGGAGAAUGCGAUCUUUUCUGGAGAUUGCAUCCUAGGGGAAGGAACAACUAUAUUUGAAGACCUCUAUGAUUAUAUGAACUCCCUAAAAAAGCUAUUGAAAGUCAAAGCUGAUAUUAUAUAUCCAGGACAUGGCCCAGUAAUUCAUAACGCUGAAGCUAAAAUUCUAGAAUACAUUUCUCACAGAAAUAUCCGAGAACAGCAAAUUCUUACAUUGUUUCGUGAUAAUUUUGAAAAAUCAUUUACAGCAAUGGAGGUUGUAAAAAACAUUUACAAGACUAUUCCUGAGCAUUUAUAUAAAAUGGCUGAACAUAGUAUCUUGCUUCACUUGAAAAAAUUAAAAAAAGAAGGAAAAAUAUUUAGCAACACGGAUCCUGAGAAGAAAUGGAAAGCUAAUCUUUAGUUUCAGAUUAAUGAAAGCUUUUGUUGGCUUGUUUUAUUUUUAGAGAAUGGUAUGUUUUCUUGACUAUAAUUAUUUACAGGGAAUACAGAGUAUAGAACAUUGAAAAUAAUCCUAAAUAUACUUUAAAAUAAUGUCUUAUUUCGUCUAAAAUAUAUAUUACACUUUACAUGUAUAAUAUAGGUCGCUUAUCUAAUCUGAAUGGUACAACAUUUUACCAAAAAUUCAGAAUCCAACAGUUUAUCCAUGUUCAACAGAUUUAUGGUUACU
Leptonychotes weddellii (Weddell seal) is the source of this 1156-nucleotide messenger RNA. RefSeq names its product endoribonuclease LACTB2. The record is from RefSeq and is a predicted model, not a curated record. Gene Ontology annotation, cellular component: mitochondrial matrix. Gene Ontology annotation, molecular function: RNA endonuclease activity; single-stranded RNA binding. Lineage: Eukaryota; Metazoa; Chordata; Mammalia; Carnivora; Phocidae.